AAAUGGCGAAGGGUAAUGGUGUUGAGCGAAAGAGUCAUGCAGUGCAAAAAGGUGUAUCAGUAAUGGACUUGAUUUUCAGGAUACUGGCACUUAUAGGAACCUUGGGGAGUGCAUUUGCAAUGGCCACAACUAACCAAAGGCUGCCCUUCUUUAAUAGUUUUACUCAGUUCAAAGCCAGAUACAGAGACAUACCAGCAUUCAUUUUCUUUGUGGCUGCCAAUGGAAUUGUAAGCGCCUAUCUUCUGCUUUCUCUCCCUUUCUCAUUCUUCCACAUCCUAAGGAGCAGUGCUCAAAGGACUAGGCUCAUCUUGAUGUUCUUCGACAUGGCAAUGUUGGUUAUUUUGACAGCGGGAGCCUCCGCGGCGGCAGCGAUUGUGUACUUAGCACAUAUAGGGAACCCCAAUUGGAAUUGGUUCUCAUUCUGCAGACAAUUCCACUCCUUUUGCGAGCGUUCUUCGGGUUCUUUAAUUGGAUCCUUUGUAGCAGUCAUCUUUAUGACACUGGUGAUUAUAUUAGCAGGUGUCGCCCUUGCUCGACGUCCUUAGAUCCUUUGAUUAUGGGUGUGAUUUGGAAUAUGUAUUUGCCUUGUUUUCCAAUGUGUUGUAUGUAUGUGUUUGCAAGAAUGUAUGAAUAUGAGCAGUGUGACUCAUCUUUUAUGCGUAA
This is a messenger RNA of Gossypium raimondii (Peruvian cotton), 663 nucleotides long. Its product is annotated as casparian strip membrane protein 3. The transcript is spliced from 3 exons. Lineage: Eukaryota; Viridiplantae; Streptophyta; Magnoliopsida; Malvales; Malvaceae. The coding region runs from base 3 to 545 and encodes 180 amino acids. The record is from RefSeq and is a predicted model, not a curated record.